AUGUACGUGAGCUACCUCUUGGAGAAGGACGGGCCCAUGUACCCCGGCCCGGUGCGACACUCGGGGGGGCUCAACCUGGCGGCGCAGAACUUCGUGGGCGCCCCGCAGUACGCGGACUACGGCGGCUACCAUGUGAACCUCGACAGCGCCCAGUCGCCCGGCCCGGCCUGGCCCUCGCCCUACGCCGCCCCGCUCCGCGACGACUGGGGCGCCUACGGACAAGGGGCCCCGCCGGCCGCCGGCGCCGUCCAUGGCCUCAACGGCGGCUCCCCCGCCGCCGCCAUGGCCUACAGCCCCGCCGACUACCACCACCACCACCACCACCCGCACGCCCACCACCACGCCGGCCCCGCGCCCCACUGCUCCGCCGGGGUCAUGCAGCCCCUCAACGCCGCCAACGCCGCCGCCGCCGCCGCCGCCGCCCCCGAGCCGCUCUCCCCCGGCGGGCAGCGCCGCGGCCUCUGCGAGUGGAUGAGGAAACCGGCGCAGCCCCCGCUCAGCAGCCAGGUUAAAACCAGGACGAAAGACAAGUACCGGGUCGUGUACACCGACCACCAGCGGCUGGAGCUGGAGAAGGAGUUUCACUACAGCCGCUACAUCACCAUCAGGAGGAAAGCGGAGCUGGCCUCCAACCUGGGGCUGUCGGAGAGGCAGGUGAAAAUCUGGUUCCAGAACAGGCGGGCGAAGGAGAGGAAGAUCAACAAGAAGAAGCUGCAGCAGGCGCAGCCCGGCGGCGCGGAGCAGCUCAGCCCCGGCGCCCCGCUGCAGGCUCCCGCGGCGGGGGCGGCCGCCGCCGGGCUGGGUCCCGCCGCCCCCCAGUGA
This is a messenger RNA of Chroicocephalus ridibundus (black-headed gull), 822 nucleotides long. It is a transcript of the gene CDX2, whose product is annotated as caudal type homeobox 2. The record is from RefSeq and is a predicted model, not a curated record. Gene Ontology annotation, cellular component: nucleus. NCBI's taxonomy places the organism in Eukaryota, Metazoa, Chordata, Aves, Charadriiformes, Laridae. Bases 1 to 822 code for a protein of 273 amino acids. Gene Ontology annotation, molecular function: DNA-binding transcription factor activity, RNA polymerase II-specific; RNA polymerase II transcription regulatory region sequence-specific DNA binding. Gene Ontology annotation, biological process: regulation of transcription by RNA polymerase II; embryo development; cell differentiation. The transcript has 3 exons.